Molecule: messenger RNA, 1346 nt
Organism: Cynara cardunculus var. scolymus (artichoke)
Lineage: Eukaryota; Viridiplantae; Streptophyta; Magnoliopsida; Asterales; Asteraceae
Product: WD-40 repeat-containing protein MSI2-like
Exons: 6
Coding region: 28-1230 (400 amino acids)
Biological process (GO): regulation of gene expression
Cellular component (GO): nucleus
Molecular function (GO): histone binding
Source: RefSeq, a predicted model, not a curated record
AUCUACGCGGGAAACUCAAUUUAGCGAAUGAGGACGGAGGAAGAUAGCGGCGGCGAUGACUACCAACUGGAGGAGGAAUUCGGUGUAUGGAAGAAGAAUACUCCAUUUUUGUACGAUCUCAUCAUCUCUCACUCCCUUGAUUGGCCGUCUCUCACCGUCCAGUGGCUCCCAUCACUGCCCUCUUCGUAUCAAGACGCCUCUUUUGCUGUUCACAAAUUGAUUCUAGGUACUCAUACCUCCGAUGAGAAUCCGAACUUCCUCCUCGUCGCAGAAGUCCACUUGCCGGUUAAUCCUUCAUCUUCUAUGAAUACAAAUAUCCAAGACCCCCAUAUCCCUAAGGUAGAGAUAAUCCAGAAAAUACAUGUUGAUGGGGAGGUGAACCGGGCACGAUGUAUGCCACAGAAUCCGUCUAUUAUUGCUGCAAAGACUAGUUCUUCUGAAGUGUAUCUAUUCGACUCCAUGAAGCAGCUCUCAAAUCAUGAAGGAGAUUACUGUGAACCUGACAUGAGAUUGAGGGGUCAUGAGAAAGAAGGUUAUGGGCUGUCAUGGAGCCCUUUUAGAGAAGGGUAUCUCUUGAGUGGAUCUAAUGAUUGCAAAAUAUGCUUGUGGGAUGUGUCUGCAAUGCCUGUGGAUAAAGUUCUUGAUGCAAAAUACAUUUAUGAGGAUCAUGGGAGUGUGGUUGGAGAUGUAUCAUGGCAUCUGAAGAAUGAUAGUUUAUUUGGAUCAGUUGGGGAUGAUUGCAAACUAAUGAUUUGGGACUUGCGCACAAAUAAACAUGAACAAUCUGUUGUAGUUCAUGAGAAAGAGGUGAAUUAUUUAUCUUUCAAUCCACACAACGAGUGGGUUUUGGCUACAGCAUCUUCAGAUACCACAGUUGGUCUAUUUGACAUGAGAAAAUUAACAUCACCUCUGCAUGUUUUGAGUAGUCACACGGAGGAGGUGUUUCAAGUAGAGUGGAACCCAAAGCAUGAAACUGUGAUAGCGUCGUCUGGAGAUGACAGAAGGUUGAUGGUUUGGGACCUAAACAGGAUCGGAGAUGAGCAACUGGAAGGAGAAACUGAAGAUGGACCUCCAGAACUGUUGUUCUCUCAUGGUGGUCAUAAAGCAAAGAUAUCAGACUUUUCAUGGAACGAGAACGAACCAUGGGUGAUAUCUAGUGUGGCUGAAGACAAUGCUCUGCAAGUAUGGCAAAUGGCUGAAACUAUCUAUAAUGAAGACGAUGACAUUUAAACAGCUGAAAAUGCUUCUCCGUUAGGAACCAUGUAUGAGGCUAUUAAUGUUGUAUCAUAAUCAAACAUGUGUUCGGUUUCUAUGCUUCUGCUUGCAUAUGCAUGUGUUUUUUUGGA